AUGUUUAGGGCACUGGUUGCAGCCAACAAGCUCUUGAACAAUGGCCGCAAACAGAAACUGAGAAAAAAUGUAAAAACUGUGAUUCUUAUCUAUGCAAGUAACUACAGAGACAAAGACUUCAACGAUGCCAGAGAAUUGGCGGAAGAAAUCCGACGCAAUGGAACGGAUAUUAUGGCAGUGGCGUUUGAUCAAGGAGGAAAGAUAGAUGCCUUAGAAAGAAUGGUCGAGAUUGCCUCACCUGGACAUUUCUUCACCAGUAGACUUCUCUAUCUAUCAAGAUCAAUAAAGCAAGCACUUUGCGAAGUUAAUUGCUUCUGCAAAUCAAGUUGGCAUCAUUACACUGCCUUAAUUGGAAGAAAGAUUAGGAAGUACGGAGUUUGCUUACAAAUCGGCGAAAAAAAUGCAAACUGGAUGUCAGUAAGCGACUGCGGUCGAAUUUUCCAGGGAAAAAAUUGUCAUGGCAGUGGGCCGAAUAGUCCCGAAUAUGGUUUCCUCGCUCGUAAGGAUAAAUUCUGCAUUUUAUCAUUUGACCGGCAACGUAGGUAA
Messenger RNA from Cylicostephanus goldi, 546 nucleotides. The record is from the annotation of a GenBank genome assembly. Lineage: Eukaryota; Metazoa; Nematoda; Chromadorea; Rhabditida; Strongylidae.